Messenger RNA from Galendromus occidentalis (western predatory mite), 1111 nucleotides. RefSeq lists its product as uncharacterized. The record is from RefSeq and is a predicted model, not a curated record. The transcript has 4 exons. Lineage: Eukaryota; Metazoa; Arthropoda; Arachnida; Mesostigmata; Phytoseiidae. Bases 342 to 965 code for a protein of 207 amino acids.
AUUGCUCAGAAUCGGGCCGAUCGAGUGGGUCGCCCCGCGAAGAACGUCUUUCCCCAAGAAGCAAGCUCUGUCCCCCGUAAUUUUCCAACUGUAAAGAGGUGGGGCCUGGACACAAUUCGCAGCAUCUUGAGAUCAUAUGAUCAGUAAAGACCGUGAGCCCUGUCAAAUCAGAAGCAUCGUCGAAUCCGAAGCAUCGACCUCGGAAUCUUCCGCUUCAUGAGGAGCAACCCGUGUACUCGACGCAUCUCGAGACUCUUUCUUACGCCGGAAUCGCGGUGAUCGGACCAAUGGCACUUCAUCUCCGCGUUCUAUAGCAAGUUCUCAACAACUGUUCAAGUGCCAUGGAGGAGUUCUCUCAGGACCUGAGCGUCGCACUGGAAGAGGCUAAUCAACAGGAUUCAGAUUCGUGUACUGAACAGGUCAUGCAAAAACCGAGACGACCGCGCCGUCGGAGACCUCGGAAAGACAUCAACGUCGCCAGUCCGGUCAGUAGAUCCGAGGGUGGCAGUCCGGAACGACCUCGGAGAGCAAAGAGACCUCCCCGGAUGCAGGUGGAGGCAGGGGCUGGGAGUCUAGAAUGUCAGGGAGAUUGCCAAAUGGUUUCGGUAUCUUCAUCGUCAUCCGAUGUCCCCUCUGAGUGCGGCGGGUGCUGUGGGUGCUCUUCCGAAGCUGACGAUGAGCAGACCGAUUUCCCUCACAAUGAGCCCCCUCCACCAAAAAUCAAAGCCAUACAGAUGGAGUUGGCGCCCCCAUCAACGCACCAAGGAGUUGCACUGACAAACGAAUUCCGACGUCGAGUGCAUUCCGCGGGUAAUCGUUCAAACCCUGGUUGUUCAGAGCAAGGCAGAAAACGACGCCGGCGUUGCUGCCCGAUUGUGAAUCCUGUCUUGGGGUCGCCAUCAGUAUCCGACUCACCCCCAGCGGGCAUAAAACUUCACAAGGGGAGUUUCGGUUUCCCUCUGUAGACACCAAGCAGAUCAGCUUGAUGAUUUCGGAGUCGACCUCGAUUUAGGAUAACGAGGAUCACCCUGAGCCCCAUGGAGCUCGUGUUUCGUUCCGAAUCUCGACCGAUCACAGACCGCGCCCACUCUGGAUACGGAAUCGGGGAGUC